This is a messenger RNA of Plasmodium gallinaceum, 2259 nucleotides long. RefSeq names its product 60S ribosomal export protein NMD3, putative (gene NMD3). Gene Ontology annotation, biological process: ribosomal large subunit export from nucleus. NCBI's taxonomy places the organism in Eukaryota, Apicomplexa, Aconoidasida, Haemosporida, Plasmodiidae. Gene Ontology annotation, cellular component: nucleus; cytoplasm. The coding region runs from base 1 to 2259 and encodes 752 amino acids. Gene Ontology annotation, molecular function: ribosomal large subunit binding. The transcript has a single exon. The record is from RefSeq and is a predicted model, not a curated record.
AUGAAUGUAAAAAAGGAGGAAAAUGGAUAUGAAAAUAACGAUAAGAAAAAUAUAGAAGCAAUAAAAAAUGUUUCAUUACAAGAGAAUUCCAGUGAAACCAAAUUGAAAAACAAAAUUGUUAAAAAAGUAAGUUUUGCAGAUGAAAAUAAAUAUAUAAAAAAAGAGGAAAAUGAUUAUAAAGAAAAUAAAUUUAAUAAAUAUAGUGAUAACAUAAAUAAUGUGAAUGAGAGAAAAAAAUAUUAUUUUAAUUUUUCCGAUUUGAAUGACAAUAAUAACAAUCAAAAUAGUGCUAUUAAUAGUGAUAACAACAAUAUAGAAAAUGAUACUUUAAAAAGUAAUGAUAAUUGUAUUAAUUUUGAAUAUAAAGAUAACUCGAAUGAUAUAAUAUACGAAAAAAGUGAUAAACAUGAAUUCAUUUAUAAUGAUAAAAAUUUACCUGUUUCCAAAAUUAAUUUAAAUGAAUAUGAGAUAAAAAAUAUAUUAGAUGAAAAUAAUGACGAGGAUAAUAAAAAUGAAGAAAAACAAUUAAAAAAUGAAAUGAAUAAUAUUAACUUUGAAAAAUCUUAUAAUGACAGCCUAAACAAUUAUUUAUCAUCAUCAUUUGUGGAUAUCCUAAAUACAAUGCAUGAAAAUAAAAAAGAUUUGAGUAAUAAUAAUGUUAAAAACUAUGUAAAUAAAAAUCUUACAGAAAAUUUAGAGAAUAAAGAUUUACAUUUUAUUUCAUGCAUUUUAUGUGGAGAUAGUAUAAAGGCAAAUUCUUCAAAAAUGUGUAAUAAUUGUUUAUUACAAAAUAUAGAAAGUAAUAGUGUAAAUAUAAACAAAGAUACUUACUUAAUAUAUUAUUGUCGUGAAUGUCGUAGAUAUUUACAUAAUAAAUGGGUAUACUGUGAAUUAGAAAGUAAAGAAUUGUUAGCAUUAUGUUUAAAAAAAGUUAAUAAAUUAAAAAAGCUGAAAAUUUUAAAUGCCAAAUUUUUAUAUACCGAACCACAUAGUAAAAGAAUAAAAAUUCAUUUGAGUGUUCAAGAAGAACUAUUAAAUAAUUUUAUUAGUGAAAUGGAGUUAAUUUUGCAUUAUGUAAUUAAAUAUACACAAUGUGAUGAUUGUAAAAAAAAAUAUACUCCUUAUACUUAUAAUACAUGUGUGUCAGUGAGACAAAAGGUAGAUCAUAAAAAGACUUUAUUAUUUUUAGAGAGUUUGUUAUUAAAGUAUAAUAUGAAUGAAAAUAUAAUUAAUAUUGUUACCAAUCCUGAUGGUUUAGAUUUCCAUUUUUUAUCAAGAAAUGAUGCAUUAAAAUUUUGUGACUUUAUUUUAAGCAAAACCAUAUCAAAAUGUAAAAAUUCAAAACAUUUAAUAAAUCAUGAUGCCAGUAAUAAUACAUAUAAUUAUUUAUAUACUUUUUCUAUUGAUAUAUGCCCAAUAUGUAAAUAUGAUUUAAUUUUUUUUCCAAAAGAUUUAUCAGUGAAAUAUGGAAUUAAAAGCUUAUUUUAUUUAUGUAUACAUGUUUCUAUUUUUAUUAUUUUAAUUAACCCAUUUUGCUUUUUAAAUAAUGUUCAUAUAUCACAAGAGAGAUAUAAUAAGUAUCCUUUUACUCCACUUUUAAGCAAAGCAGAUGCAAAAGUAUUUUUAAUACUUAAUGUAGAAUAUAUUAAUAAUGAUCAUUAUUCUAAAAAGGGAAAAAACUCUUUGGAGAUUAAUAAUAAAAACUUAAAUAAUAUAGAUGAUAAUAAUUCCUGUAAUAACGGAAACAGUAAUAGUAAUAACAGUGACAAGAAAAAAAAUAAUUUAAAAAGAAAAAAAAAAAAUUCUAGUAAUAUUGAUGAAAUACAAGAAGAUAUCAGUGAUGAUUAUGAUAUUACUGCGGAUAGUCUUAUAGAUACAAAAAGUUGCAAAUCUUCUUCAAGGAAAUUAAAAUUAGAUAAUCUUGUUUAUGCUUAUGUUGAAUUAUAUGAUGAAUCUAAUGGAAGUACUAUAUUAACAAAAACUUGCAAUGCAAAACAUUUAAGACCAGGAGAUUAUGUGAAUGCUUAUGAUUUGAGAAAGCAUACUUUUGAUAACGAAAUAAGCUUAUUUUUAGAAAAAGAUGAUAACUAUAAUAUAAUUAUCAUUGAUAAAGUAAAAUCAAAGGAAAAACAAAAGAUUGAAAAUGAACUAAUAGUUCAAAAUAAAAAUAUUGAGACAUUAAAGAAAAUUAAAGAAGAUAAUAUUAAUAGAAUUAUUUUAAAUAACUGCAAAGAAUUAGAAAAUAUGAGCAUUACAUAA